AUGGCGACUGCCCCGCAGCAGAGGAAGACCUUUAACAUUGGCACUCGCAAGUCGAAGCUUGCCCUCGCCCAGACACAACAGGUCGUGGAUGCCUUGAAGCAGCGGUACCCUGAGUACGAAUUCAACAUUAAGUCAAAGGACACCGCGGGCGAUCGAGACAAGAGCACCGCAUUGAAAGACUUCUCCACCAAGAAUCUGUGGACAGAAGAGCUGGAAGAGUUACUCGUUGGCGGGCAACUAGACUUCAUUGUGCAUUCAUUAAAAGAUGUGCCUACUUUACUCCCUUCCACUUGCGCCCUAGGAGGCGUCUUGGUCCGCGAAGACCCACGAGAUGUGCUUCUCGUUAAGCCUGGUCUGCCCUAUACCUCGCUUUCUGAGCUUCCUGCUGGUUCUGUUGUCGGUACCUCAUCGAUACGCCGCACAGCUCAAUUAGCUUUGAAAUACCCACAUUUGAAGGUCGAAAGCGUGCGCGGUAAUGUCGAGACCCGUGUGGCAAAGUUGGACGCAGCGGACGGCCCGUACAGUUGUAUUAUCUUAGCGGCGGCCGGGUUGUUACGGAUUGGUCUUGGGAAUAGAAUCACCCAGUACCUUGAUUCAAAAAACGGAGGCUUCUUUUAUGCCGUUAGUCAGGGUGCGAUUGGCAUUGAAAUCCGCAGCGAUGACAGUGUGACGUUGGAUAUGCUUAAUGAAGUUGGCCACAAGGAGACGUUCUUCACAGUCCUGGCUGAACGUAGCCUGCUGAGAACAGUCGAAGGUGGCUGCAGUGCGCCACUUGGAGUGGAAUCCGAGUGGAUCAGGGAUACGGAUGGAACGAUGAAACUACAGACGCGAACCAUUGUUGUCAGUGUUGAUGGAACACGGCAUUCUACCGCUGAACUUGAAAAGGCCAUCGACAGCCCAGUAGCAGCCGAGACCUUCGGGUUGGAGCUGGCGAAGGAGUUGCUAGCGAAUGGAGCUGCGCCGAUUCUCGAGGAAAUUAAACAGAACAAGGCUACUUCUUGA
Molecule: messenger RNA, 1002 nt
Organism: Talaromyces atroroseus
Lineage: Eukaryota; Fungi; Ascomycota; Eurotiomycetes; Eurotiales; Trichocomaceae
Product: Porphobilinogen deaminase
Exons: 2
Coding region: 1-1002 (333 amino acids)
Biological process (GO): heme biosynthetic process
Cellular component (GO): cytoplasm
Molecular function (GO): hydroxymethylbilane synthase activity
Source: RefSeq, a predicted model, not a curated record